AGGACAUGUGUUAUGUUUAAUGCUUGAUUCUAGUUAGGGGUGUAGUUAAGUUAGUUUAUAAUUAUUUGUAUUUAUUGUUGAGAGUUAUUGCUUGCAGAACAUGUCAGGUAUCCCACCGGAUUCUUGGCAACCUCCCACCGUUUCGUUAGAAACCACGAUGGGAAACAUUGUGUUUGAACUCUACUGGAAGCAUGCCCCUAAAACGUGCAAAAAUUUUGCUGAAUUGGCAAGGCGAGGUUACUACAAUGAUACAAAGUUUCACAGAAUAAUCAAAGACUUCAUGAUUCAGGGAGGGGAUCCUACUGGAACAGGGAGAGGUGGAGCAUCCAUUUAUGGGAAACAGUUUGAAGAUGAACUUCAUCCGGAACUUAAGUUCACUGGUGCUGGAAUCCUUGCCAUGGCCAAUGCUGGACCUGACACAAAUGGUAGCCAGUUCUUCAUAACUCUGGCUCCUACCCAGUGGCUAGAUGGAAAACACACUAUUUUUGGUCGGGUAUGCCAAGGAAUUGGAGUAGUUAACCGAAUUGGGAUGGUAGAAACAAACACCCAAGAUCGACCAGUAGAUGACGUCAAAAUUAUUAAAGCAGCUGUUGCAGGCUAGUGGAAUGAGGAAUGAAAACUGUGUGUUAAAAAGCAGACUAUUCUCCCAAACUUGUUUUGUAAUUACAUUCCUUGCUGCCGCAUAGACGUUAUUUGUCAUUUGGAUAUCUGUUCAGCUACAAAGACCCGGAAGUAUCAAAAUAGACAUAUAACCCAGGUUGUUCUUUUGCUUUCUGCAGAUAGUCCAUUACAAAUGAUGAAAGCAUGCUUGAUGCAUGUAAAAUGUGACAUGCCUGCAACUUGUAUGUAACAUGUGACUACAUGCCUGUAACUUGUGUAGGACAUGUGACUACAUGCCUAUAACUUGUGUAUGACAUGUGACUGCAUGCCUAUAACUUGUAUAUGACAUGUGACUACAUGCCUUUAACUUGUAUGAUCAUCCAUCUCUUGGAUCACUAUUGAAAGUCGGCACUUCUAAGUGUUCACAGUGUGAUGAUGAUGAAUAAAAUUUGUGGAAUACUCCAGAA
Molecule: messenger RNA, 1067 nt
Organism: Protopterus annectens (West African lungfish)
Lineage: Eukaryota; Metazoa; Chordata; Ceratodontiformes; Protopteridae
Gene: PPIL1
Product: peptidylprolyl isomerase like 1
Exons: 4
Coding region: 101-601 (166 amino acids)
Biological process (GO): protein peptidyl-prolyl isomerization; protein folding
Cellular component (GO): catalytic step 2 spliceosome
Molecular function (GO): peptidyl-prolyl cis-trans isomerase activity
Source: RefSeq, a predicted model, not a curated record